Molecule: messenger RNA, 6245 nt
Organism: Cuscuta epithymum
Lineage: Eukaryota; Viridiplantae; Streptophyta; Magnoliopsida; Solanales; Convolvulaceae
Source: the annotation of a GenBank genome assembly
UUGAUUGUUAGUACACGGACCCAAAUACCCUUACUCCACCGCACCAGCUCCCAAACACCGUCGAAUCUCAGCUCUCUUCCUUCGCGCAUCGCUCCAUCGCACAUCGCGCAAGCAGUCCAGCACCAUCGCCCAUCAGGCCAUCACAUCUCGCUGCCUUCAGCUCUGCUCCAUCAUCCAUCGGUUUCUUCUUUGCCUAUUGCACCAGCAACAUUCCGUUCCUUCGCACCAGCACCAGCAACAUUCUGUUCCUUCGCACCAGCACCAGCAACAUCCCGUUCCUUCGCACCAGCAACGACACCUGGUUUCUUUCUUCUCCGUCGACUCCUCCUUUGACUCACGUCGCCGUCCCAUAUCGCCGCCCCACAAAGCUUCUUCUUAUUUGUCUGCGUUUCCAGAUCUAAGGCCAGGAUCCGGCGAUUAGGGUUUUCAAAAUUGGGUUGGCGGCAGUGCGGAAUUGGAGAAAAAGGGACUGGGGAGCAGGUGAGGAGAAUGUGGUUGGGGAGGGUCAUGAGCAAUCGGCCGGUACUGACGGGUGUGGUGGAGGAAUGCGAUUGUGCAGGGGUUAGAGAUGCAACUUGGGGGUGGGGGCAAGGGGCUGGGGUUACGCAGGGGAAGGGUGGCUGGGUGAGGCAGUUGAGGGGGCUGGGUAAAGCAGUGGCUGGGAUGCGGUGGUCGUUGGCGGUGGUCACUGGCAGUUGUUGCCGGAAGUUGUGAUUGCUAAUGGUGGCAGGGUGGUGGUUGGUGUGGGUAACCGAAUCCGGCAACGUUAAUCCUAUACCUAAAAGCACUAGAGAAAAUUCUCCCGCUCAUUCCAUCAGUUGAUUUACUUCGUCCGGCCCGUCCGGGGCAUAUAUGUAAUUUUGUUCCUGAGAAAAGAAUCGCCCUUCCGCUGGGAAAGAACGCCGAAGCCUCCCCUGCCGCCAGAAGCUCAUGUGAUAGAAGAAACUCCAGAUUUUGAAAGCUGCCCUCCACAGGUGUUGGAAUUUGUCAAGAUUCAGACAGAUGCUUUGAAAUUCAACUCCCGGACUGUGUUCAACACCUGUCGGGUGAUCGAAAGAGCGUUCCUUGACUUGCUGGAGAAAGACAAGUCAGCUGGAACAGAGCAGAUAUGGGCUAUCGGGCCUUUCAAGCUUCAACCCAAUAACCCUUCCCUCGGAUCAACAUCCCGGCAUCGAUCGGAACCGUUGUCUAGCCGCACGCCAUACGCUCAAAGCCUCGAACCAGUUCACCAUGAGAGAAUUACCUUCCGCCACACCAUCUCUCAAUCGUGCCACUGUUUCGCUUGCAGCAUCUCUCAGUCUGGCCGCACCUCACCGCUUCACCACUUCAAUAGUGAGGGUUCCUCUAGCAUUGCUGAAUCAGUCUUUAGCAACAGUGGUUUUGAGAUAACAAGUAUUUCAAAGGAAUUAUGACCUCAUUCAGCCAACAUAGCUAGAUGCAGAAUGAGAACUAUGGCCUCAUUCCUAGGAGUGAAGUUACCAACAUAGUUUAUUAUGGGCAAAAAUGAAUCAGGAGGGUGGCUUUUGUUUAAGCGUAUUUUCGCCAAGUAAAAGGAAAAAGGAAGGCGAAGAAAGGAUGGCCAGCCUUGCUCAUCCUUUCUUGACUACUACUUAAGCAAGAUAUGUUAAGCUUCAAGCAAUAGCUCUACCGUUACUUUCUUCUUCAUCAUCCUUCCUCUUUCCGGAUGGAGAACAACUAUUCCUUCUCCACACCUACUACUAUUCCGAUUAGGAUGGAGGAAUAUGGAUGAAUCUUAAGUCAAUACAACAAAACAAAUUCUCUCGGAGUCUUUUAUCAUGAAUGAUUAUUUACAACCAAGUAAAAGGAAAAAGGAGGGGUGGAGAGAUAAAAAUGAGUAAAAAUGAUGCGCUUAUGGAGGCUGCUCGAACAGGUUGUGGUGAUUCUUUAUAUGUUUUAUUCAUUUUACACUUGUGCUUUCUUUCUGAGGUGAAAACUAUUCUAGGUUUUCCAGUCCUUGCACUCUGCAUUAGCUUACCCAAACUUCUUAAUUUCACUUUGGAGGAGAAUUGUUGCAAAGUUUUCUUCCAAGUAUUAUAUAGACCAUGGUUAUUGGCUUAUUGCAAAGUUAGUCUUACAUUCUUUGAAUCGUCAUGCGUAUGAGUGUGUGUGUCAUUCUUUGCUAAUUGAUGAGUUAUAAGUUUGUGAGCUUCCCCAUUAAGAUGAAACCUAACUUAAUUUAACUGAUUCAAGACCAGUAACUUGAUGACUCUUUAUUACUCUCUUUUUCAGUUGAACGAAACUUAUCUGAAAAUGAGCAAAAAACAGUUUGGUUUUAUAGUGAACUCAUGAAUUACAUGGCCAUAAUCUUUUAAUUUACAGUGUUAUUGCUUUAAUAUAAAUUCACAUGGCCGUAUUUAGAGCAUCCACAAUGCUUGAAUGUGUAGUCUUAAAAAUAUAUGACAAGUGUCUAACAAAUAACAAGCUUUCUAAUACCACUAAUAGGAAGUCCGAUGAGUAGAUAUUAAACUACUUAAGAUGCCUUCAAUGAACAUCUCACGGCCAGUCUAAUGUCUUCAUGGAAUUUAAUACUAUAUUUUUUUGUAUCCAUCACACGGUAGCCUCCAAUCGGAUGUUCUCGCAGCCACUAAAAAGAAGCUUUCAGACUUUUCUUUUACACCGGACAGAACGGUGAACGAUGGAAGCACCAACAUCCCCUGACUGGUCCAAAACGAUGAAAACAUUAAAAUGUGAACAUCCUAUUAUAGUAUUAUUGCUUGAAUCUUUUGCAGCUUUUUUCGUUUUUAAUCUCUUUAAUGCUUCUAUGUAUGGGUUACGGUGAUGCUAUUGACACGAAGACGAAGAAGUCGCCUGAGAUGGAAGAUGAUGAUUUUUAGCAACUCCACAACUUUCAUUUGGACAUCCGUCUGAUAUUGAUAUCAAUGGCUGAUAUUGAUAAGAUGGGUAAGCCGCAAAACAAAGCGCCAGAUGAUCCAAAGGUUAGGGGUUAAGGUUAUAAUUGAGGACCGUGAAGUUCAUACAAACGCCAUUUUUUGCUUCCCACAAAACGGAUAAGCUUCGUCCCAACACUCUCCCAGUAAAACAACUCUCAUCAACUAGACCAAAUGCUAGCAAAUCCCACAUUCCAUGGCGGGCCUCUGCAAUUCACUCCAACUACAGCUCGUUACAGAUUAUAUCCUCUGCAACUCGCAACGUCCUCCAUUUCCAGUAGAAGUGCUUUAACCAGAAGAAGAAAUAGCCGCAAACUCUGGCAUAAAUUGCAUGUUCGAGCUACUUCGACUUCGUUGCCUUCUGGCUCUUAUGCAGCUCUGCCCCACCCUUAUUCUGUCAGGAUUCCUGCUGGAGAUCGUUAUAUAACGGUAGAGACAGGGCGUAUAGGCAGGCAAGCCAGCGGCGCAGUUACUGUAACUGAUGGAGAAACUAUUAUAUACACAACUGUCUGCAUUUCUGAAGAUCCGAGUGAGCCUUCUGAUUUCUUCCCUCUAUCCGUUCAAUACCAAGAAAGAUUUUCAGCAGUUGGUCGUACCAGCGGAGGAUUUUUCAAAAGAGAAGGUAGAGCAAAGGAUCAUGAGGUCCAUAUCUGUAGAUUGAUAGACAGGCCUCUGCGGCCAACCAUGCUUAAGGGAUUCUACCAUGAAAUUCAAGUACUUUCUUGGGUAUUAAGUUAUGAUGGUUUGCAUCCCCCCGAUUCUUUGGCAGUGACAGCUGCUGGAAUUGCCAUGGCCUUAUCCGAAGUACCAAAUUCAAAGGCCGUUGCUGGAGUACGAAUUGGUCUUAUUGGGGAUAAGUUCAUUAUAAAUCCAACCACAACAGAGAUGGAGGAGUCAAGGCUGGAUUUGUUACUGGCAGGCACAGAUGAUGCAAUAUUGAUGAUUGAGGGAUAUUGCGAUUUUCUCUCCGAGGAAAUAUUGCUUGAAGCUGUACAAGUCGGACAGAACGCAGUACAAGCCAUAUGUAAGGAGGUUGAAGCUUUAGUGGAUAAUUGUGGAAAGCCAAAAAUGUUUGAUGCAAUCAAGCUGCCUCCUCAGGAACUCUACAAUCUGGUCGAAGAAAUUGCUGGGGCUAAACUGUCGGAACUUUUACAAAUUAAAAAUAAGAUUCCUAGAAGGAAAGCAUUAUCAUUGUUAGAGUCUGAGGUUACAAGCAUACUUUCAGAAAAGGGCUAUGUUCAGAAGACAGAAGAGCUUGUACCCAAUGAACUUUCACUAGAGUCAUUGCAAGAAGAGGAUGAAGAAGUCGUUGUUGACGGUGAAGUUGAUGAAGGUGAUGUUCACAUAAAGCCACCUGGAAGGAAAUUUAUUCCCUUGCUAUUCUCUGAGGUAGACGUGAAGCUGGUAUUUAAAGAGAUCACAUCCAGAUUGUUGCGCAAGCGGAUUGUGGAGGGAGGAAAGAGAAGUGAUGGAAGAACUCUUAAGGAGUUACGUCCAAUCAGUUCGAGUUGCGGGCUACUCCCCCGAGCACAUGGAAGUGCUCUUUUUACGCGAGGAGAAACACAGUCUUUAGCAGUGGUUACACUUGGUGACAGACAAAUGGCACAAAGGAUAGAUAACAUUGUUGAUGAAGAUGAAUAUAAGAGAUUCUAUCUGCAGUACUCUUUUCCGCCUUCAUGUGUUGGGGAAGUUGGAAGGAUGGGAGCACCAUCUAGGAGGGAGAUUGGUCAUGGAAUGCUGGCUGAGAGAGCCCUAGAACCCAUACUGCCUUCUAACGACGAUUUUCCUUACACAAUACGUGUUGAGAGUACAAUAACUGAAAGCAAUGGCUCAUCAAGCAUGGCAUCCGUAUGUGGGGGGUGCUUAGCAUUGCAGGAUGCCGGUGUUCCUGUGAAGUGCUCUAUCGCGGGUGUAGCUAUGGGUAUGGUUUUGGACACCAAAGAAUUUGGGGGUAAUGUAACUCCCCUAAUUCUUUCAGACAUCACAGGAUCAGAGGAUGCUUCCGGCGAUAUGGAUUUUAAGGUUGCUGGAAAUGAUGAUGGAAUCACUGCAUUCCAAAUGGACAUUAAGGUGGUUGGAAUUACGUUACCAAUCAUGAAGCAAGCUCUUUUACAAGCAAAAGACGGUCGAAAAAAGAUCCUUGCUGAGAUGUUGAAGAGCUCGCCACCUCCUUCACAGAUGCUAUCAAAGUAUGCGCCAAUAAUUCAUGUGAUGAAGGUCGAACCUGAUAGAAUUAAUCUUAUAAUUGGAUCUGGUGGGAAAAAAGUGAAGGGCAUUAUUGAAGAAAGUGGAAUUGAAGAUAUUCAGAUACAAAAUGAUGGAGUCGUGAAGAUAAUGGCGAAGGAUUUGGAAACUUUAGAAAAGGCCAAAGCCAUCAUCCUUAAUCUCACAAUGGUUCCAACGGUUGGUGACAUAUACAGGAAUUGUGAGAUCAAAUCAAUUACUGCUUUUGGAGUUUUUGUAGAGAUUGCUCCUGGCAGAGAGGGACUAUGCCAUAUUAGUGAAUUGAGUACAGAUUGGCUGGACAAAGCAGAAGACGUCGUUAAAGUAGGAGAGCAUAUUGAUGUCAAGCUUAUUGAGAUCAAUGACAAAGGACAACUUAGGUUAAGCCGUCGUGCAUUGUUGCCAAAACCUGACACAGAAAACCCUAGUGCAAAGGAUACUGUUGUUUUACAGAAAUCUCCUGAGAAAAGUAAACCUGAGAUGAGCGUAUCAAAGGUUGUCUUAGAGUUAGAGAAUGCUAAGACCGCUAAAAUCAAGAGUGCUGUCUUAGAACUUAAAAGUCCACACAAGAAAUUGGCGAGCCCCUUUAAGCAUGGGCGAAGUGCAGCUGAAAACAAGCCAUCAAAGGGAAGUGGUAAAUCUGCGAUCAACCUUCCAAGCAAAUGUUGAGGUAGACCAAAAAUUGGGAUAGCGAAUGUUGUGUUCCACUCCAGUUUUCUUCUAACUUGGUGGAUAUGGUCUCUCCCCUUGUAGCAAACAAAGGUUGGUCACUGCACUUUGGAGCCGUUGCAAUCGUGCAGAAAUGCAUUCCUAUGGUGGCAACGAUACAUAAAAAAGAGAAUAGUAAAUGGAACUAUAUUCUCAGAAUUGGAUAUGAGCAAAAGAGGACCAAGUUUAUGGGAGAUGAAGCAGUUAGCGGAAUUAGUUGAGACGUUGUAUGCAUAUUAAUUAUUUUAUUAUCGCUAUCCGUUGGGAAUUUUGUCUUCAACCUGCAAUUAAAAUUUUGUUUUUAGUACUUGUUUGUGAGUUGUAACUUGGUGUAAAAAUAUCAGGCUUUUUAAGUAGUCAUUAUAUGCAAUAACUGAGCAGGAAUAUGAUCAUUAUUAAUUUCCC